Messenger RNA from Caenorhabditis angaria, 1665 nucleotides. The record is from the annotation of a GenBank genome assembly. NCBI's taxonomy places the organism in Eukaryota, Metazoa, Nematoda, Chromadorea, Rhabditida, Rhabditidae.
AUGAUUAGAUACAUUGUUUUAGUUUUAACCACAUGUAUUCUUGCAUUAAACACUUCUGGGUAUGUUUUUUUCAAUUCUCAAUUUGUAAAAUUAAUAUUUAGAAUAAUAUGUCUUUCCGCAACUUAUCCAACUCUAACAAAUACAGUAGGAUUGAAUGAAAGUAUAUGGGACAAUUCAAGUUCUGAUUUGAUAGAUCGAAGAUUCGAUUUCAAGCCCAUUCAUAAAACCUUACUUUUCGGUGGAGGUUUUGCUGGAACAUUUUUCGGAGUACUACCAUUAUGUGAAAUUCUUCGUAAAUACCAUAAUCAUAAGGUUGUCACUAUAACAAGUAUUUUAUGUGCAAUAAUUCUUAUUUCGACUCCAUUAAUAUUAUCAUAUUCAAUUAUUCUAUACAUAAUUGUUCGAUUUAUUCAAAGCUGGUUGAAUGCUCAUAUAAUCGCAAUUGCUGGCGAGUUUUUAUAUGUUUGGGCACCAAAAAAAGAAAUUGGAUUCUUUUCAGCAGUUGUGCUGGGUAAGUUCAAAAACUUUUGGAAAAUGUUUUCCCGAGCCGUUCGGUAAAAAAUUCCAUAAUUAUUACGUUAGGUCUUGAAAUAAGUGUUGUUUUCACAAUGCCAAUAUCUGGUUUUAUAAUAUCAAAAUUUGGUUGGCCAACCAAUUUUUACUUUCAUGGAUUCUGUCUUGCUCUGGUAACUUUAUUAUGGUCGUUAUUAUACAGAGAUAUUGCUGAAAAUCAGCCAAUUAUGAGUGAAAAGGAGAAAAGACUCGUGAAUUACGCAAAAGAUUUAUCGAAAACAACAAAAACAAUUGCUGUACCAUAUUUGGCAAUUAUAAAAACACCAGCAGUAUGGGCAAUUUGGAUAGCGUGUGCUGGAAACUUUACAAUUGCACAAUUCAAUUUCACGUAUUCUUAUAUUUAUUUGAGAAGUGCAUUAAAAUAUAGUGUAUCAGAAGCUGGCCUACUUCUAUUUGUACAAAUGAAUAUUCUGGUAUAUUUUUUUAGUUGAACAACUUUUAUGAAAUUGUUUUUUAGUUGUUUAUUCGAAUUAUGAGUGGUUAUUUAUCAGAUGCAAUCAAAUUUAUCAAUGAGAAAUUGAAAAUAAGGUUAAUCAAUUCAAUCGGAUUUUUUGGAUCUGCUUCAUUCUUUCUAUAUAUUUCACAUUAUCCACUUGGUGAAUCAAAAUAUCGGGAUCAUAUAUUGUAUAGUGAGUUAGAUCUGAGAAAUUCCAAAUAAAUUAUUGUUCAAGCUCUCACAACAACAAUUUAUGGUUUUGCAUCUGGCGGAUUUGGCAAAACAAUUAAUAUUGUUUCUGGAAAACAUUCAACCUUUGUCUGUUCUAUUAUUCAGGUGUUUUACAAUUAUUAUUUCUCCAAAAUUUAUUCCAUUUUUACAGAUAACUUCAUGUAUUGUUGGUGUUAGUGGAUCUUAUAUAAUUCCAGUUCUUGCGCCAAAUGAUAAAAUUGCAGAAUGGAAUCAUGUGUUUAUUGUGUAUGCAAUUAUGUUGAUUGUUACAAAUAUAUUUUUCGUUAUUUUUGUUGGGUGAGAAUAUCUUUUCGAGACCAAAAUAAUUCAUUGAAUACAGAACGAAGCCCGUGGAUUGGGAAAAUGCAAACAGAGGGAAGAAUUCAAAUAUAAUUCACAGUUUGGAAAACUCAAAUAAAGCUUAA